UUUAUUCGUUUUAUGCAUCCUGGAUUCUUCUAGCUGUCCCACCUCAGUUCCUGUAGAAAGACACUGGAGUCUGAGCCACUAAUUAUUCCCAGCCCCAGCAAGGUUUCCUCCCCAAACAGGAUGUCUCAGGCCAGAACUGCCCUCCCUCAGUGGACUCUCUAACCGAGCAUCAGUCACCACUCCCGCUCGAGUCCCUGCAGCCAACAACUGGAGUACAGGCUGAGGGGGAGGCAGCCGGGCUGCCCUGACCCGUAACAGACACCUCAUCUCCUGAGAAGCCGAAGUCAAGCUGGAUUCAGGCUGGGGAUCAGAGAGGUGGUGGCCCAUCUUACACUACAGUUGCCAAGAGACCGGAGGGCUUCUGAUUCUCAUCAUAGCCAGAUGUCGCACCUGCCUAUUGCCACCAGAAUGCCCAGUGAGAUGGAUAAACCCCUGAUCAGCGACCACCUGGUGGACAGCGAUGGGAGCCUUGCUGAGCCCCACAUGGGGGCCCCCAGAGUGGGCAUCCUGGGCAGUGGGGACUUUGCCCGCUCCUUGGCCACACGCCUGCUGGGCUCUGGCUUCAGUGUGGUGGUGGGGAGCCGCAACCCCAAACGCACAGCCGGGCUGUUCCCCUCAUCAGCCCAAGUGACCUUCCAGGAGGAGGCAGUGACCUCCCCAGGGGUCAUCUUUGUGGCUGUGUUCCGGGAGCACUACUCCUCGCUGUGUGGCCUCAGUGACCAGCUAGCUGGCAAGAUCCUGGUGGACGUGAGCAACCCCACAGAGCAGGAGCACCUUCGGCAUCAAGAAUCUAAUGCGGAGUACCUGGCCUCCCUUUUUCCCACCUGCGCAGUGGUCAAGGCUUUCAAUGUCAUCUCUGCCUGGACCCUGCAGGCUGGUCCAAGGGAUGGGAACAGGCAGGUGCCCGUCUGUAGUGACCAGCCAGAGGCCAAGCGCACCGUCUCAGAGAUGGUUCACGCCAUGGGCUUCAUGCCCUUGGACAUGGGUUCCUUGGCAUCUGCCCGUGAGGUAGAGGCCAUGCCGCUGCGUCUCCUGCCGGCCUGGAAAGUGCCUGCACUCCUGGCCCUGGGGCUCUUUGUGUGUUUCUUUGCCUACAACUUCACCCGGGACGUGCUGCAGCCCUACGUGCAGGAGGGCAAGAACAAGUUCUACAAGCUGCCCGUGUCCGUGGUCAACACCACGCUGCCCUGUGUGGCCUAUGUGCUGCUGUCUCUGGUGUACCUGCCUGGCGUUUUGGCGGCCGCUCUGCAGCUGCGGCGAGGCACCAAGUACCGCCGCUUCCCCGACUGGCUGGACCACUGGCUGCAGCACCGCAAGCAGAUCGGGCUGCUCAGCUUCUUCUGUGCCGCGCUGCAUGCGCUCUACAGCUUCUGCCUGCCGCUGCGCCGCUCCCACCGCUACGACUUGAUCAACCUGGCCGUCAAGCAGAUGUUGACCAACAAGAGCCACCUCUGGGUGGAGGAGGAAGUCUGGCGCAUGGAGAUAUACCUCUCAAUGGGAGUGCUGGCCCUCGGAACGCUGUCCCUGCUGGCUGUCACCUCGUUGCCAUCCAUUGCAAAUUCACUCAACUGGAAAGAGUUCAGCUUCGUGCAGUCCACACUGGGCUUUGUGGCCCUGGUGCUGAGCACGCUGCACACGCUCACCUAUGGCUGGACCCGCGCCUUCGAGGAGAGCCGCUACAAGUUCUACCUGCCGCCUACCUUCACGCUCACGCUGCUGGUGCCCUGCGCCAUCAUCCUGGCCAAAGGCCUGUUUCUGCUGCCCUGCUUCAGCCGCAGACUCACCAAGAUCCGAAGAGGCUGGGAGAAAGAUGGCGCAGUCAAGUUCACACUGCCAACUGACUCCAUCUUAGCAGAAAAAACAAGCCACGUGUAAGGCCCAUGUGCCCAGCCCCAUAAACCAGGUGCAAGUGGCUCACAAUCACAUUUCUUUUCUGGAUGGUGCACAGCAGAGUAAUUGUGCAAUUGUGCACACAUGGGUGAUUCAAGGUGGGACUUCCCAGUAUGAAAAUGUGUGCCGUAAUAUUCAGAAUGACACACACGUGUGCAAUUUGUAUGUACAUAUAUUUCAUACACACACACACACACACACACACACACAUAUAUAUGAGCAAUUUCAGAUUGUACUUACUUAGCUAAAAGUUGGGUGCCUAAGAUUUCAACUUAUAGAUUUAAAAGCAAGUGCCAGAUGUCAAGUAGCAGCUGACAUUAUUGUAACCUUUGCAGAGAUAUAUACACACUUUUGCACAGAACAGGCUUGUGCACCUGGUGAGUACCAUCCUUAAACCACCUCCUCUGCUUCCCUUUGGCUACUUUCCCGAGGCACCCACAGAGCUGUGACUCUAAGCAGCGGGGAAGAUAAUAGCUCUGCCUGCAGCCCACCCAGGCUUCUGGGACCGAUGAAGAGAUGCCAUUGUGCAGGGGUGGGGGCUGGUUCUUCCAUUCCCCCUUGGGCAGCAACAGGAGGCUAAGCAGAGGGCAGUGUAGUGGGUGAGCCUAGAGUGUCCGUGGAGGCCACUGAAGUCGGGUUUUUUUCCAGGUAGAGUAUUUUCCAGAUGGGGAUUUGAGACUGAAGCUCACCUGAUCCUCACUGAGCGGGGGAGAUUUUCUUUUCCCCCAAAAGUCAGGAAUCAGUACAGAGCCUGCAAGUGGAUCCUCCUGGGAGGGUGUGAAGUCACGGCCUUGCUGGAGCCACAAAUGAUCCCCCUUUUGAGAACAAGUGUAAUUGCUCUCCCUCCGUUAAGUCAGUGGUGACCACUCCUGAAGCCACUGUGCCUUCUCACCUUUUCCCUGUUAAUCUGGAUGUCUCCCAGAAGGCCGAGAGCACACCCUUACUGAUCAGUCCGGGAGGCCCCAUGGCCAAGCCCAAUGGGCUCACAGCUUGGAACUGACAGGGCUGAAGACUGCCUUGAGUAGGUUUGCCCUCUGGAAAGAUAUCAGGGACCACGCAGGUGUCCUCUGCUGCCUCUGAAUAUCCAGAAAACAACACCGGCUCCAAGCUCCGCCGCAUGGGAUAGCAGUCUUUAUGUGCAAUUUUGCCUUCCUGAGUUUUGGUUGCCCAACAUCAACUGCAGUCUUGAAAAUAGUAAUAUUUGUCCUGACUCUUUCAAGAGAGACACCACGUUCAUAUAUUUUAUUAUCAUAUAUUAUCACAAUUGUUCUAUUUUACUAGUUACUAGUCUCUUCCUGUGCCUAAUUUAUUAAUUAACCCUUAUCAUAGUCUGUAGGUUAGGAGAACUACAGCAUAUACCUUCAGGGUUCAGGACUAUCCAAGGUUUCAUGCCACCAGUGGGGAUCUUGAAUAAGGAGGGAUAAUCGGGGGGCUACCUACCAUAUUACAUUUCAGCAAAUCUGGGAGGACUUUUCUGCCAAAGGUACAAAUGGAGAACACUACUGCCUCAAAGCACAAGAGGCCAGACCACAGCUAGGGCUGCAGGAUAUCUGUCCUCAGUCCCAUGCCACUUGUCACUAAUUCAUGUUGAAACUGGAGAAACAGCUAUCCUCAGCCCAAGACUCGAGGCCCCUCACAGGACCUGGGUGAUCUGCUACCAAAAAUUCAUCUGUGAAUACACAUGUCCCAAAGGGCCUGGGCCAAAAGGCAUCAUCUGAUAGAACAGGGAGCUGGGGUGGCACAGGUCAACUAGAGUGGGGAAGAGGAGAUGCCACGCUGGUCCCAGGAGCACUCCAUGCACUCCUGUGUCCUAAGAACAUUAGGGUCCUUCCAAGAAAGGAGGAAGCCCAGUGCAGAAGCUCCCAUGAGGCCCAUGACUGAUGAGAAGAGACAUAUGCUUCCUGCACGUUUCCAGAUGCAACUCCCAGCUGGGUGGCAGAAGUUUAUCUUGAGGUGUAAAUUGGUCCUGGUGAGAGCACCAGCCAUGAGACUCACUGAAAGGAAACCAGAGGUAUACAUUUUAGCAUUUGUUUAGCAUAACGAGGAUUCCUUAUGGAUUCCCUGCUAAUGGAAGCAAUCCCCUCCCCCAGUGAUUCCAACCCCAGUGGGUGUUGGCUGGCUUUCUUCUCCAGUCUGCCCUGCCCAAUGAUGGUUCCUUAUACCAGAGAUGCCAGCAUAGAGCAAAGGCCAGAGUACUUUCUCCCUUCCCCACCCAGCCCCUGCUGAAGGUGUUCAUCAGGGCAGCAGUGGUUCCAAGAUAGG
Messenger RNA from Fukomys damarensis (Damara mole-rat), 4152 nucleotides. RefSeq names its product STEAP3 metalloreductase (gene Steap3). Gene Ontology annotation, biological process: copper ion import. The record is from RefSeq and is a predicted model, not a curated record. Lineage: Eukaryota; Metazoa; Chordata; Mammalia; Rodentia; Bathyergidae. Gene Ontology annotation, cellular component: plasma membrane; endosome. The transcript is spliced from 5 exons. The coding region runs from base 382 to 1875 and encodes 497 amino acids. Gene Ontology annotation, molecular function: ferric-chelate reductase (NADPH) activity; cupric reductase (NADH) activity.